UUCAUAACCUUUUGAAGCGUUUGAGCGGCAGGGAGCCUGUUGUUGUUUGGCGCCAAUGUUGCCGUACUCCGAGUUGGUUGUUUGAUUUUGGUUCUGAUUGUUUUAUCCAGUGACAAUUGCUGUACAAAUGCGAUGAAGAGUUAGAUUUGAUGUAUCGUACGUGUCUGGAGAUACAGUUAACGUUAAAAUGCACAUCAAGUCAAUCAUUUUGGACGGCUUCAAGUCCUAUGGCCAAAGGACUGAAGUCAAUGGAUUUGAUCGUGAAUUCAACGCAAUUACAGGCUUGAACGGUAGUGGUAAAUCCAACAUUUUAGAUUCCAUUUGCUUUGUGCUUGGUAUAACCAACCUUGGACAGGUACGUGCUGGUUCUUUGCAAGACUUAGUGUACAAAAGUGGUCAAGCUGGUAUCACGAAAGCUAGUGUGACUGUCAAGUUCGACAAUACAGACAAAUCCUGUGGUCCACUUGGAUAUGAGCAGUACGAGGAGAUCACAGUAACUCGACAAACUAUUGUUGGAGGAAAAAACAAAUAUCUCAUCAAUGGAACCAAUGUGACCAACAAACGAGUCAUGGACAUGUUUUGCUCAGUACAGCUUAAUGUUAACAACCCUCACUUUCUUAUUAUGCAAGGGAGAAUUACAAAAGUUCUCAACAUGAAACCUCCAGAGAUUUUAUCCAUGGUGGAAGAAGCUGCGGGAACACGCAUGUAUGAAGGAAAGAAACAAGCUGCCUACAAAACCAUUGAAAAGAAGGAUGCUAAACUUCAUGAACUUGAUGAGAUAAUUGCUCAAGAUAUUGGCCCACGACUUCAGAAGCUGAAGGACGAUCGUUCUCAUUAUUUAGAAUACCAGAAAGUACAAAGGGAGGUUGACCAUCUUUCUCGCAUCUAUAUUGCCUGGAAGUUCCAGUCAGCUCAGAAAGCCAGUAAAGAUCUCCAGAAAAGUCUGGAUGAAGCAGACACAACUAGGCAAAGAAGGGAGCAAAACAUGAUUGAAGGACAAGAAGAAAUAAAAAGGCUCAACAGUGAAAUAGAAAGAAUAACAGCUAAAAUUGGAGAAGAGGAGGGUAGUAAUCUUGGUAACUUGGAGAAAGAGCUUAAAAAGAGAGAAAAGGCAGAGGCUGAAAUAAUUGCCCUCAUAAAAUCGCAUAAAGACACUCUAACAACUCAAACGAAAAGAAGGAAACAAUUGGAAAAAAGUCUCAAAGAGGAUGAACAAGUUCUUGCCCAGAAAGAGUCCGACAGAUCCAAGACUGGCUCAAAGUUUUCUUCUCUGAAAGAAGCUGAAGCUGCUGAUGCUGAAGCAUUUGCUGCAGCCCAGAGAAAGUACCAAGCUGUGAGUGCUGGCCUACUGUCCAGUGAUGAUGGAGCUGAUGCUACUCUGCAGGAGCAGCUCAUGAGUGCUAAACAAGCUGUGUCAACUGCAAGUACGGAGAAAAAGCAAAGUGAAAUGGAAUUAGAACACAUAAAGAGUGAAUUGGUUAAAAAGGAGAAGCUUUUGAAUGAAAAUUCUAAAACAUACUCUAGUGAUGUGGCAGCUCUAGCUAAGAUGGACAAAGAAGUUGCAACAAUUGCUGCGGAGUUGUCUAAAAUCCAGUAUGAAGAUGGAACGAAUGAAAGACUUGAAGAACAACGUGCUGAUCUUAGAGAACAGAUGAGGAAUGCACAGCAAAAAGCUACCGGCUUAGAGUCAAGAUACCCACACCUCACCUUCAAAUACAAAGACCCCACUCCAAACUUUGAUCGCAAUAAAGUUAAAGGAUUGGUGUGCAGAAUGUUCAGAGUGAAGGAUCCCAAGUUUGCUCAGGCUUUGGAAAGUGCAGCUGGAGGAAAGUUGUAUUUUGUCAUAACCGAUAAUGAGGAAACAAGUAAAUUGCUGCUUCAACGAGGCCAACUUCAGCAGAGAUGCACUAUCAUCCCCAUAAAUAGAAUCAAUGGCAGAAGUAUGGAUCAGCGGACUAUUCAGCUUGCUCAGAGAGUGGGAGGUGAAGGUAAAGUUUUCCCAGCCUUGGAUUUAAUUGAGUUUGAACCUGAGCUGCGCCCAGCCAUGGAAUGGGUCUUUGGCCAAGUAUUUAUUUGCGCUGAUGGUGAUGCUGCAUCCAAAGUUACUUAUCAUCAACAGAUUCUCAAGCGCUCUGUCACCUUAGAUGGAGAUGUGUUUGAUCCCGCUGGAACUCUCUCAGGUGGUGUCUCUGGUAACAGACAAGUUAUUUUGACAGUGCUUGAGGAGCUAAGAUCUGCUCAGGAGUCCUUGCAAAGGAACACUCAGGAGUUGGCUAAUGUUGAGCAGAAGGCAAGAAGUGUAGCUGGUUUGGCAGAACGGUUUAAAUCUCUGACUCAGAGGCAUGCUAUGAGAGCUGCGGAAGCAGAUAUGCUGAGACAACAACUUAGUCAGACUGACAGCCAUCAGAUUACUGUUGAUGUAAAAUCUUUGAAAGAAAGAAAAGAUGAAUUGAUUGCUAAAGUUAAAACCUGUGAAACAACCAUCAAAGAAGGACAUCAAAAGGUGAAGAGUAUUGAAGUGAAAAUGAAGGAUGCUAAGUCCAUUCGUGAAAAAGAACUUAAAGCAGCCCAGAGUGAAAUGGACAGAUUGAAGAAGAAAGCUGAAGAAAGUCGCUCUACCUGGAAGAAACAUGAACAAGAUUAUGAGUCAGGAAACUUGGAAAUUGCAGAACUUAAGGCAGGCAUUGAAUCUUGUCAAAAACAAAUUCAAGAGAUCAAUGAUCUCAUCACUAACCUUACCAAGGAAGUGGAGGAGCUUACUUUACGUUUAGAGGAAGCGAAGGGUUCUUCUGAAGAAUUGGAGAAACAGGUAAAAGCAAAGAAGCAUGAAAUUUCCAUUCAAAGUGCUGAAAUUCAUGCAGCUGAAAAUCGUCAAGACCAAAUCAAGAAAUUUCUUGGAGAGUGGGAGUUGGAAAUUAAGCGACUGAAACUUGAAACAGAGAAACUGAAAGCCAGUGCUGCUAACAGUGAGCAAGUGAUGUUGCAACUAUCUGACAAGUAUGAUUGGAUUGAAAAAGAUAAACAUCAAUUCGGGAACCGCGGUGGUCUCUACGACUUCCACGAAAACGACCCCAAAGAAGUUGAAAAAAGACUUUCUAAAUUAGAGGAGACCAAAGAGAAGUUGGGACGCAAUGUGAAUGCUAGGGCAAUGAAUUUGCUAAGCAAAGAGGAAGAACAGUAUGCAGAAGUAUUACGCAAAAAAGGAAUUGUUGAACAUGAUAAACUGCAACUUAAGAAUGUUAUCUCUGAGCUGGAUGAGAAAAAGAAAAAGCGACUCAUGGAAGCAUGGCAGCAGGUCAACAAAGAUUUUGGUUCAAUCUUCAGCACUCUACUACCUGGGUCCAAAGCCAAGCUAAUGCCUCCACCCGGACAAAAUGUGUUGGAUGGAUUGGAGGUCAAAGUUGGGUUUGGCAAUGUCUGGAAGGAAAGUUUAAAUGAGCUCAGUGGUGGACAGCGAUCACUUGUGGCACUUUCUCUUAUUCUUGCCAUGCUUUUGUUUAAGCCAGCACCUAUCUACAUUUUAGAUGAAGUAGAUGCGGCACUAGACCUGUCUCAUACUCAGAAUAUAGGAACUAUGCUUAAAAAACAUUUCACUCAUUCCCAAUUCAUUGUGGUCUCAUUAAAGGAUGGAAUGUUCAACAAUGCUAAUGUGUUGUUCCGAACAAAGUUUGUUGAUGGUAUGUCUACAGUUGUGAGAACAGUACAGCACCACGCUCAAGAUGAGAGUGACAAAACAAAUAGACAGAAACCUGAUAAUGCCACUGCUUCACGGAAUAAUUUUUUUGAGAAUGGCACUCUGCCCGACGGGACAAGAGAAAAGGGGCAGAGUGGAGCAACCGUGAAUGGGUUCUCAAAUGGAAAGGGUAACAAGCAUGCUAAGGCACCUGUUGAUAAUAGGAAAAGACUUCAUGAAAGAAAUGAGAAAGUUGUGAAGCAGAAUGGUAUAGCCAAUGGAGGGUUGUCACAAGAUAGUGAUGAUGAAGAUAUGGAUAUUGGGUCUUAACCUGUCUAAAAACAUUUCUGGGAUAAAUAAUCUUGACACAGUUUUUUGAAGGACCACUUUUUAUAUGAGAGACAUUACAAAUUUUUUGAGUAACAAUUAUUCUUGAUAUGUGUCUAUCUUACCUUCUUAUAGUAAUAAGUCUUACACCUAAUAAGUUUAUAGAUAGGUUUCUCACAAUUUCAACUCUGAUUUUAACUGGAAAAACCAUUUUUACUGUAAAAAUUAAUAAAUAUUGUUUAAGUUGUAAAUUUAUUAAUUAAAAUGCAAGAAUCUCCAA
Molecule: messenger RNA, 4280 nt
Organism: Thrips palmi
Lineage: Eukaryota; Metazoa; Arthropoda; Insecta; Thysanoptera; Thripidae
Gene: SMC2
Product: structural maintenance of chromosomes protein 2
Exons: 20
Coding region: 188-4003 (1271 amino acids)
Biological process (GO): chromosome organization
Cellular component (GO): chromosome
Molecular function (GO): protein binding; ATP binding; ATP hydrolysis activity
Source: RefSeq, a predicted model, not a curated record